CAGGCCGUACAGGCUACUUCCGCUGGGGACAUGACGUACAAUCAUCACGAUUGGGGUGUUUGGGUCGAUCAACUCUCAAGUUUCCCCGAAGCCGAGAAGAACUUCAAAGUCUUGGCUACGUCCACGAGUACUGAGGUUGACAGGGAGUUCAUCGCUGUUGUGGAGGGUCGAAACGAAUUCGAUGGGGUAUGGGCUGUUCAGUUUCACCCAGAGAAACCGUCUUACGAAUGGAACUCGAAGCUGUCAGUGGACCACUCUCGAACUUCUGUCGAGGCAAACAGAUUUUUCGCUGAUUUUUUCAUAAGCCGUGUGCGGGAACAUCAGCCAUACCGUCGAUGCUUGCCGGUGUCCGAGGAAGCAUCAGUGCUGGUUUACAACUAUCCGCUCCAUUUUACUGGCUGGAUCGGCUCGCCUCAAACAAUUGCCGCUCGCGAAGGGUAGCUGCUCUCGCCCGGUUCGAGUCCUGUUCGUUGUUAUCAGCUUGUAUGCAUCAGGUACUUCACUGAGACCUACAUGGUCUAGACAUCUUGCUACCAUACGAACCUCAGAUCCGUAGAUUUCGCUUAUAGCAGGAAAUUGUUGCCUCUACCGCAUCUCCGCUGAUCCGUUAUCCAUACAAUAUCCAAGUAACCAUGGUUGACACUUUAUCUAUCUUGAAGGUCUGCGAGCAAAGUAGGCUAUCUGCAACACUCUGAUAUCAAGAAGCAGUUGUCGAUCCUGGAGUCGCUAGCAAUAAGUUUCGUCGUACGUAGAUGCCUCGCUUCGAUUGCAUACGUAAGACUGAGUGGUUGAGGCAGCGGCGCUUUGCUGAGUUGUUGGUGGCUUGCCAAACAUAUUGUGCAUAUUUUGCAUAUAUCCCACUCUCGUUUGCUCAA
This is a messenger RNA of Perkinsus marinus ATCC 50983, 875 nucleotides long. RefSeq lists its product as hypothetical. The record is from RefSeq and is a predicted model, not a curated record. Gene Ontology annotation, molecular function: gamma-glutamyl-peptidase activity. Gene Ontology annotation, biological process: tetrahydrofolylpolyglutamate metabolic process. The coding region runs from base 31 to 441 and encodes 136 amino acids. Gene Ontology annotation, cellular component: vacuole. The transcript is spliced from 5 exons. Lineage: Eukaryota; Perkinsozoa; Perkinsida; Perkinsidae.